Messenger RNA from Sphaeramia orbicularis (orbiculate cardinalfish), 7560 nucleotides. It is a transcript of the gene kdm2bb, whose product is annotated as lysine (K)-specific demethylase 2Bb. Gene Ontology annotation, molecular function: protein binding; DNA binding; zinc ion binding. The coding region runs from base 127 to 4284 and encodes 1385 amino acids. NCBI's taxonomy places the organism in Eukaryota, Metazoa, Chordata, Actinopteri, Kurtiformes, Apogonidae. The transcript has 21 exons. The record is from RefSeq and is a predicted model, not a curated record.
CGUCAUUGACACAAACAUGGUUCCCUUGUUUUGAACGUGCAAAUCGUGCUCAGUGUUUCGUUGAACUCGCCCCGGAUGAGGCCGUUUAUGGCAGACUGAGGGACUGAAAACCGUCCGUUACUGAAGAUGUCUGGGUCGGCGGAGCCCGGUUCUGACUCCGGACGGAGGCUGCGCUCCAUCUGCCGGAGGAUGUACGACGAAAACGAAGAUCUGUCUGAUGUUGAAGAAAUAGCAAACAUAAGAGGUUUCAGUGUGGAGGAAAAGCUGCUCAGUGACCGAUACAACGCAAACUUUGUCCACAUGAUGGAGGGUAAAGACUUCACCUAUGAGUAUGUCCAAAGGGAAGCUCUCAGGAUACCUCUCAUUUUUAAAGACAAAGACGGACUAGGGAUCAGGAUGCCCGAUCCAGAAUUUACAGUUAGUGAAAUUAAAGGCUUGGUUGGCAGUCGUCGCUCUGUGGACGUGAUGGAUGUGAGCACUCAGAAAGGCUCUGAGAUGAGCAUGGCACAGUUUGUUCGUUAUUAUGAGACGCCUGAGGAAGAGCGAGACAAACUCUUUAAUGUCAUCAGUUUAGAGUUCAGCCAUACCAAGUUGGAAAAUCUCAUCAAGCGACCCACAGUGGUUGAUCAAGUGGACUGGGUUGAUAACAUGUGGCCUCCUGAUCUGAAACUUAGUCAAACUGAAGCCACCAAUGUAAUCUCAGAGAUGAAGUAUCCUAAAGUGCAGAGAUACUGUUUGAUGAGUGUAAAGGGCUGCUACACAGACUUCCACAUUGAUUUCGGAGGAACUUCAGUUUGGUAUCAUGUGUUCAAGGGACAGAAGGUGUUCUGGCUGGUGCCACCCACCAAGCAUAACCUGGCCUUGUACGAGGACUGGGCGUUGUCGGGGAAGCAGAGCGACAUCUUCCUUGGAGACCGAGCUGAUGGGUGCCAAAGGGUGGAGCUUAAGCAGGGAUACACCUUCUUUAUCCCCUCUGGUUGGAUUCAUGCCGUCUACACUCCUGAGGACACACUGGUAUUUGGAGGAAACAUUUUGCACAGUUUUAAUAUUCCGAUGCAACUGACCAUCCAUGAGAUAGAGAACAGGACUAAGGUUCAUUCUAAGUUCCGUUUCCCCUUCUACUAUGAGAUGUGUUGGUAUGUUCUGGAGCGGUACAUAUACUGUCUGACUAAACGGUCCUAUCUUUGUCAGGAGACUCGUAAAGAGGCGGGGCUAACGGACUUGGAGGUGUCCUCUGACUCCAGGAGCCAGGACGUAAAUGAAGACUCCUGUGAGACUCAGGUCAGGGAUGACGAUGGUGAAAAGUCCGAAAGAGUUUCAGCGGAUGAUCCGAGUUCACCUGAAACCAUGAAGGGAAAACUCCUCAAAGCAGUUUUAUCUGUGGAAUCUGAAGACAGCUGUAAUCCCAGCUCCACAACGUUGGAUUUCUCAAAAACUCCUUGUGACUCUCCUGCCUCUGAGUUUCAGAGUAAAUGGACUCAUCUAACAGACUUUGAGUUGAGUGGCCUGAAGACGCUGGUGGACAGACUGGAGUCCCUCCCUGAGAAUAAGAAAUGUGUCCCACAGGGAAUCGAGGAUCCACAGGGCCUGUUGGACUGCAUGAAGGUGAUUUUAAAGGAACAUGCUGACGAUGACCCCCGGUUGGCUAUUACUGGACUUCCUGUGGUUCAUUGGCCAAACAAGAUGAUAAAGCCCCGGCCUCCGAACAGGCUGAAACCUAAGAUGGCAGCAUCCCCUGCAUCGGCGACGGUCAAGUUGACCCCCGGUCGAGGAACGUCUGGAGCCAGGAGGAGACGCACUCGCUGUCGGAAGUGUGAAGCGUGUCUUCGGACCGAGUGUGGAGAAUGUCACUUCUGUAAAGACAUGAAGAAGUUCGGUGGGCCGGGCCGAAUGAAACAGUCCUGCAUCAUGAGGCAGUGCAUCGCACCUGUUUUACCUCAUACAGCAGUGUGUCUGGUCUGUGGAGAAGCAGGGAAGGAGGACACGGUGGAGGAUGAGGAGGAAAAGUUUAACCUGAUGCUCAUGGAAUGUUCCAUUUGCAACGAAAUUGUUCACCCAAACUGCCUGAAGGUUAAAGAUUCAAAUGGUGUUGUCAAUGAUGAGUUACCGAACUGCUGGGAGUGUCCAAAGUGUAACCACGCUGGGAAAACAGGGAAAGCCUCAAAGCAAAAAAGGGGUCCAGGGUUUAAAUACGCUUCCAACCUUCCUGGGUCUCUGCUCAAAGAAACACGGAUAAACCGGGAAACAAAAGAGGAACCAGACGCUCCGGUUGCCGCCACAGCAGCCGUUACUGCUCUGACUCCCACAUCUGCUUUAAAGAGAAAGGCAGAAAGGGAGGAGAUGUCAAAGCGAAAGGAUGAAGAACCUGUGAAGAAACGGCCCCCCCUGCUGGCUCUGGAAGGGGUCCCACGACCAAGGCUCGAGGAAAACCCACUGAGGAAAAAAAGGAAACUGUUCGACACCAACGAAGAACCUGAUGUGAAAAAGAAGAAAAAGUCCAUAAAACCUGAAGAUCCAUUGUCUCCAAAGCUUUUCCGGCAAAUCAAGGCAGAGAAUGAUGGUGAUGUAGAAGAAGACCAUGAGGAUGGAGAUGAUGAUGGAUUCCCCUCAGACAGGAGUCAUUUAAAGAAGAAAAAUGAGUUUGAAGAUGAGGAACGAGAAGAAGAUGAGGAAGAGGAGGACGAAGAGUUGCAGAGAAAAGAGAGAGACAGCAGUUCAGAGAACAGAUCGAAAGUGAUGUUGGGUUCUCUGCUCAGAACAAUCAGAGACACCGAGCAUCCAUCGUCCAACUGUCCCAGAGCCGGGCCCAGCAGCCAAUCAGCUGAACCUCAGGAAAAGAGCUCCACCCAGAUGAAGGCUCGUCAUCAACGCCGCCGCUUCACUAAAGAGUCCAGUAAGGACUUAAACCAGGAUGUCAACAAGACAGAGGAUGGUCUGAGCAACCAGAACCUCAGCUCAGUGAAGAUGGAGGACAGCCCAGCCAAUCACAGCAGGCGAACACUGAUCAACGACGACUCUGUGACCAAUCAGAACCGCAGACCACUUAAAACAGAGGACUCACCCACCAAUCAGAGCCGUAGGGGCCUUAAAGCUGAGGACGGUCAGCUGAACCCAAACAGACGACCACUGAAAACAGAGGACAGCCUGGCCAAUCAGAACCAUCGACCUGUUAAGGUGGAGCCUGAGACCGAGGUGGACGAGCCAAAGCCCCGAUGGCCUCUUCAUCACAGUAGCAGUGACCUGGGCGAUUGGCUGAGCCACAGGGGGCGGGGCCUCAACGGGACACCACGGGGUUACUCACCACUGGGCUGGAACAGAAACACGCCAAUCACGCCUAUGUGCCCCCGGCCCCGCCCCUGCCACUCCCCACCCAAAUGUAUCCAGAUGGAGCGACACGUCAUCCGGCCCCCUCCCAUCAGCCCCCCGCCCGACAGGCUGCCCCUCAACGAUAACGAAGCACACGUGAUGCAAAGAGAGAUGUGGAUGGCGGUGUUCGGUCACCUGACGCACAGAGAUCUGUGUGUGUGCAUGCAGGUGUGUCGGACCUGGAACAGAUGGUGCUGUGACAAGAGGCUCUGGAAACACAUCAACCUGAACCGCUGUAAGUCCAUCACACCACUCAUGCUCAGUGGAAUCAUACGGAGGCAGCCGGUGGCUCUGGACCUCAGCUGGACCAAUAUCUCCAAGAAGCAGCUCAGCUGGCUCAUUAACAGGUUACCAGGUCUGCGUGUUCUGCUGUUGUCUGGAUGUUCUUGGGUGGCGGUUUCUGCUCUGUGCACUUCCAGCUGUCCUCUGCUCAGAACCCUGGACGUCCAGUGGGUGGAGGGGCUCAAAGACGCCCAGAUGAGAGAUCUGUUAUCGCCCCCCACAGAUAACAGGCCAGGUCAGUUGGACAACAGGAGUAAACUGCGUAACGUGGUGGACCUUCGCCUGGCGGGGUUGGACAUCACGGACACGUCUCUGCGUCUCAUCAUCCGUUACAUGCCCCUGUUGUCGAAGCUGGACCUCAGCUACUGCAACCACAUCACGGACCAGUCGGUCAACAUCCUGACGGCAGCAGGGACGACCACCCGAGACUCACUCACUGACAUUAACCUGUCAGUCUGUAACAGGGUCACAGACCAGUCGCUGACCUAUUUCAAGCGCUGUGGGAGCAUAUGUCAUAUUGACCUGCGAUACUGCAAACAGGUGACCAAGGAAGGCUGUGACCAGUUCAUCGCAGAAAUGUCUGUCAGCGUUCAGUUUGAACUGAUAGAAGAGAAACUACUGCAAAAGAUCAGUUAGAACCAUGUGGUGAACCCACUCUAACCCCUUACCCAAGUCUAACCCCAACACCAACCGUAACCCUAACCCUGACUCUGACCCCUUACCCAACCCUAACCCUAACCCCUGACCCCCUGACCACAUGGAGGCAGCGGACGGCUGCAGUGUUUCAGAAAGUGGACGAUUGAACAAACCAGAGGCAGGAGGAAUUUAUAUCAAACCUUAUGGAAAAGGACGCUGUGCUGCUAAACCACAAUGUUUUUGUAAAAACUAAACUGUUGUUCUGUAAAAGCAAUAUUGUAAAUAUGUUGUUGUUUCUGUUGUUUUUCUGAAAUGUUUUUACAUUAUUUAUUUCCUCAUGUUUCUGUAUUGUACUGAUUAUUGAUCGUUCAUAGAUUAUUUUUUGUUCCAGUGUAAAGUUUAUUGCAUCAUAGAGAAUUAUUUUUGUAUCAGAAAGUGUUUCAUACAUUUAAGUGCAGUAUCAGCUGCACCAGUGUACAGUAUAGUUUCAUUGAAAUAAUAUAAGCUACUUUACUGUUAAGCUCUUUAUUCUUGAGAGGCAAAGGUCUAUAGAUUUUUUUUUUUUGCCAAAAUAGGAUAACUUUGGUUUUAUGUGGGUUUUUCUCUACAAUAUAUGUGCCAGUGGUUUGUUUCUGAUUGGAUCAAAACACUGUGCCUGUUGAUCUUAAUGAUACUACACAGAAUGUCAAGAUUUGAAUGGGAUAUCCAGAAGUUUUAAUAAUGAUUUGCACUGAUACCGUUAUGAAUACAUGAAUGUAUUCACAUGUACACUAUAAAAGUGUGUAGUGUAUGUACAGCAUAUUUUUUUCAAAGCUAGUUCUGCUAACAGUAUGUAGUUCUCUGGUGACGUAUGUCAUCGGUCAGUUUCCAUUAUUUUAUAUUAUUGGUGCUUAGUGAAAGGAGGAGUUUUGGCUCUGCAUGCAGCAAAGAAUCUGUUUCCACAGUUAAUAGUGAAUGUUAAAUCAUAUAACCCUAUGUUUACUCCCUGAUCUCCACACGAUAACUUGAGGAUUACCUCUAUGAAAAAAAAUCUAACUAAAGCAUACGUGCAGGAAUAGGACCAGUACGAUGGCAAUGACAGUGACUUCUCAUGUGCCAGAAUGUGUAACUCAGGUCUCAUCAUUUGUACAGAUGAAAAAUGAAAAACAAAAAGACUGCUGUUUUUCUUUGACUUUAGCCUGUGUUGACACUGUCAUUCUCAAGAAAUUUGUUUGAAUUUAGAUUUUACAAAGGGCUGCACUUUUUUCUACGACAGAAAACCAGCCUAAACUGUAUCAGUGAACGUGUGGAGGGCGUUUGCAUGUAAUCACCGUAAUGUGAACGCUCAAUGGUUUCAACAAACUACAAAAACUUCGCAACGGAGCCAAAUGCACUACAUGGAGUUUUUAAAGGCCUUAUAUGUUCUGUUAUUGAAAGGUUCCUACAAUAGAUUUGCAUAUUGGGAAACUCCAUCUGAAAAGUUAGUGCACAUGUUGUUGUGCUCAGUAUUUAUUCCAAGUAGAUAAACACUGAUCAGCACUGGUUACCUUCUAAAACGAGAAAAAUGAUUUUCUUUCUUUUUUUUUUUUUUAAUAUUUUGGACUUUUGAGGUGAAUAUAGAAAGAUUUAGGAGAUUAUAUGGCAUUAUUCAUCCUUUUCAGAAGUUUUGCUCAUCUGUAUUGCAUUUUUUGUCAUAUUUAAAGUGUGGCACUUUUUCUAUUUAUUUUGUCGUUGAAUAGAAGUCUAUUUUGACACGCGUUAUUCAGUUGUGAAUUAUUGUUCUUUUGAGGGGUUUACAUUAACAUUUUGUUGCUGUUUUUAAUAUAGGGACCAUAUCUCCAGGAAAUAUUUUAGUAUCUCAAUGUAAAUGUUCUCUUUUCGCACAUAAUGUACAUGUACAUUUAAGACAAACUUUGAAAUAUUAAAAUUCAUUUUAAAUUGAAGUCAUUGUGGUGUUUUUAGGAUAUUUGGAUUUUUUUUUUUUUUUUUUAUUCCUAAUCUUCCACAAGCCCAAUACUGUGUUGGCUGCAAAUAAAAUGAGAAGCAGGGUUUUAAAGUUUGGUUUGUAACAGUGCAUUUUAUUGAAUCUAAUAAUUUUUUACCAAAAUAAAAAGGUUCAACAUUCCAAAAUAUAAUAGAUCCUGGAUUAUGAAUGCUCAUUCCUCCCACUCAGAUAAUACUGUAGCUGCCCAUGAACGACAUCUUUGAGAAACAGCAGCAUGAACAGCAGUUACAAUGCACGGAGGUCCACGGGUGUCCAUGGAUCUGGAUCCGGUUUGGAUCUGAAGCAGACGAUAAUUAAAAGGGCUACAAACAAAACAAAGCCAACUUUACUAGAGUUCCACCAUUAACAGACCAGGAAACCCAUCUGACCAAAACCAGCAGAAAUACAUUCUGUAAAAAGGGUAACUUUAUUUUUAAACUUUCAUACUUACAGAAUUUUAAAUGAUAUCAAUUCCAAAGUAAAUGGAAAAAUAUACAUUUAAUAACUUAGAAGUAAACAACAAUAGAAGCUAUCUAUGUAAUUUAUAUAAGAGCAGUGAAGCUUUUCUGAAACAUACUAUACAUACAGAUCCCAGUGACAUCUGAAAAAAUGGACCUCGUGUGAAGAAAACAAGUGUUUCAUUUGCAUAACAGGUUAAAGUAAACCAAGUUUCCUCUAAUUCCUUCAGUGAAAUGGAUAUUUCAAAGGAAUUAUCAAUGAUUAGCACCUGGUACAGACUGUGAUUUUGAACACAUUAUCAGACAAUGCAUUUGGUAAAUAUUAAAUGGUAUUGCUCGGUGGAAGUUGAAAUCAAAGAGGAUUGACAAAAGUUUGACAAAAUUAUUUUUUUCCCCCCCAUACGUUUUAACUUAUAACUCCGCUCCAGAAAAAAAUAUCUUUUGUUACACUACUCUUUACAAAGUAAAGAAACAUGAAUCAACUUUCACAGUCAAUAAAACAAAACAAGCAAUGGGGACAUAAUGCAUCACUUGGUACAACCAAGCGGCAGGUUUCAGUUCGUGUCUCCAGCUGCAGAAAAUCUUCAUUUAAAAUGAGGACGCAUCCUUCACAUAGUAAGUAAUUUAAAGUUUACAUAUACACAGUUUAUUUUCUAUUCAUUUUCAUUUGAGAAACUAAAGAACAUAAACUAUGACACUAAGCUUGCUGGUUAUGAAAUGCAUAUACUGUGAAAUCUUAACCAAAUACAUAUUAAAGGCAUGAUGCUUGGCACCUUCCACUGUUCUGUGUGUGAGAUGUGAUGAGUCGGUGCAUAAAUGAUUCAUCUCAAAUAAAAAUAAAUAAAAACAACCAAA